This is a messenger RNA of Rhipicephalus sanguineus (brown dog tick), 4082 nucleotides long. RefSeq lists its product as uncharacterized. Lineage: Eukaryota; Metazoa; Arthropoda; Arachnida; Ixodida; Ixodidae. The transcript has 5 exons. The record is from RefSeq and is a predicted model, not a curated record. Bases 941 to 2695 code for a protein of 584 amino acids.
AUGAAUGCGCAAGAAGAAAAAGAGAUGAAUGUUUCAGAGGCUUUUAACGACUGGGCAACCUCACGGGAAGGCAGCAAAGAGAACGUCGCAUCGAUGAAAGGCAUGGACGUUUCACUCCAGUCGCGAGACAAACUGGACGAAAAACAUGACGUUCCGCAAUCUAACAGUGUUCAAUACGUAGCUGAACAUACUUCAGAUGAAAAGAAACCACGUGGCCUCAAAGCUAGAAGCUUGGAUGAGGAGUUCACAAAAAUACACGAAAAGGAACAGCGUGGUCUCAAAGCUAGAAGCUUAGAUGAGGAGAACAUAAGGCGAUACGAUACUUCGAUCAGAGAUCAAAGCGUGGAUGACGUCGUUUCGGAAGUGCACGAAAGAAAGAUUGAAAACACUCAUGAGUCGCUCCAAGAAAAUCGGCUGGCACUGGAACAAGACGAAGUUGCAACCAUGGACUUCUCUGAUGAAGACGAUCGCUCUUUAGAAGACAUGAGAGCGCACGAACACGUCGUCUCUGUGGACGUUCAUGAAAUACCGCUCCUUUAUAAGUCAGACGACAUAGGAAAUGCCGAAACCGCUAAAGAAGAUGCACGCGAGAAAACCGUCUUGGGUAGAACUAGUUCUGCAGUGACGACUACGGAUGUAGCCUGCAACGAAGGCACAAAUGGUGUUGAAAAAACAAAUCUCAGUCACCUGGGCGUAGGAGUUCCAGUUGAACAGGCUGAAGUCGGUACCGAAGGACCCAGUGCCAUCACCACUAAGGACCAUGUCGACAGUGCAGAUGCGGAAGGCUUAUCUGAUAAACUGCAACAGAAUAUCGGAGUGAUAAAAACGGCAGUGAUGGUGCAUGACGAAACAAAACUAGAAGCUCUAGAGUGCAGCGAAGACCUUCUGCAAAGUGUGGCCACAGAGGCCGACUUUCCUAGCGACAUUUACGAACACGCUGAUGAUGACACUGACGCUGGGAUUGGAGAAGUCAACGGUGAACAACCAGCAACAGACCUACCAGCAGCGUCAGAUGAUGCUUCGAGUGUACGCCGAGAUCAGCGAGUAUUCCACUGAAGAGCGCGAAGGUCCUGACCAAGUGGAUACAUCGAACCAAGCUGAACAGCGUGAUGAGGACACAGAAGUACCGCACAGGAGGUCGUCCAGUGACGCCGUCGAAGAUACCAUAGUACCGGAACACAUUCAAAGCCCAUCUAACAAGUCAAGCACCGAAAGCGAGUCAGUGUCUGAAAAACAAGACAUCGGGGCAAACGGUGCUUUGAAAUGUGCCGUAGAAGAUUUUUCUAAGUUGAUUUCGUCAGACGGCAGUGACUUCCAGGCAUCCAAGAGAAAAGGUGACGAGAACGGUAGAAUUCUUGACGCAGAUGUCAUCGCGGAAGAGUCCGAGGAUAACGUGGUUCCAGAAGUCGCCGAAGCCGAAGGGGGCGACAAAAAUCGAGAGCGUAACGGGGCCGACGCCAAAGAAGACCGCAAAGCCGGCAACGACGACCAGGAGGACAGUCUCAAGGCAGAUUCCAGCGAGAGCUUCGACCUUUCAGCAGCGAGCGGAGAAAACAUUGACAGUGGAUCGCGAAACGUAAAAGAGAAUACCACUCACAAGGUCACCGAAGCCGUCGAACAGUCCGAACGAACCGAAGGCGGAGCCACCGGAGAUCAAGCUCGGUCGACCAGAAUAUUCCAGAAGACCGUGAAACGCACCGAAUCCACUCGAACCGUGCGGAGGACGCGUUCUUUCUUGCCGUACACGAAGUGGAUCAGGGGCGAGACGCGCCAGCGAGCUCGACAGGAGACGCGGGACGAAGACGACGUCACGGAGCCCGUUAAAGAGACCUUUGUGGCCCCCCAGCAAGCCUUUCCCGCGAUGUCGAUUCCUCGGAAGGGCCUCUGUCCGAUGCCCGAGUCUUCUCCUGGCAACGUAUGCAGCGUAGCUGUCCAGGCGUUUCCGAGUGUCGUCGACCAAGGGGUACAGGUCGAGUUUGACGAGCCGGAUUGCAUCACCAGGCUCGUAGAGCUUCAAAUUGCCAUGAACGAGCAAGAGGAGGUCCGUCGUCAGGACAUGAAGGCUGCCUGCGAACUGGUCGAAAAACUAGAAGCGAUGCAGCUCUCCGAGUCGCUCAUGAGGACCCAGCUUCGUGCCAUGGACGCCGAGCGGCGGGAGCAGAGCGCACGCGAGGCCCGCCUUCGGGACGAGCUGACCGCGUGGCAGGAGACGGUGCAGCAGCAACAGCUCCUGCUGCAGCAACUCAAGGAGGACCUGGACGACACCGAGGACACGCUGGCCGCUCAGAGGCAGGAGGCCAACAGGCUGCGGGAGCAGAUGCUCGUGCUCCAGGAGAGCUGCGACAGCGGCCUCCUCGUGGUUGACGUCCUGGGGAGGGCUGACAAGGAGGUCCAGACGCCUGACGGCGGCCAGCAAUCUCUGUCCAGCUCCUCUCCUUACAAAGGAAUCAGGCUGGACAACUCGUCACCGGUGUACCUGGACCAGCUGAGCCAGCACCGGCGACUGUCGGCGCUGGUGAGCUCGCAGCUGGAGGCCACCGCCAACAGGAUCGCCCAGCUGCGGAGGGAGGCCGCCACCAACCGACCCAGGGGCUCGACGAUCGACGAUUACGUCCAAGACUUGGCUGUAGGCACCCCCAACGUCCUCAUUCGACACCCCGACGCGCCACCGUCUGAAAGCGCUAGCGGAACGUAACGCGCGUUACAACUUUAGGGGCCGCACUCUAGAGCUGCGGUCAUUUGAAGAUUCCGUAACGGAAAACUUAUGUACAGCGCGGCUAGACACAUCGAAUUGAGCGAGAGAUACUGAAAAGUUACCAUCGUACAGCGGUGCAUGAUGAGCUUUGUUUCUUUUUUUUUUGUUAGUGGCAACCGAAAGUAUGAAUGGGCGAUAAAAAAACGAGAGUUUGACUUGAGGGCGCUAAACAUUAUUCGUGGCAGAUGCCGAUGUCACAAAGCGUUAAUGUAAUCGGCUAUGGCCCGAAGUGAUGUGUCCCGGCAACAGACGCGAUAGAGCGAUUGUUUCGCAGGUUAAGAGAUGGUGUUUUGAGGUAACUGGUAACACAGAUCUGAAUGCGUGCAAAAGAUGGCUUUUCGGAAAGGAGUGACAUUUAUACAUGGAAAAAUGAGGCUGUGAACAGAAAUGAAAACGCCUUUUUUAUUCAAAUGUUCCUUGUGGACAGGACUCAACGGUAUAUGAUAUGGCUAGCGAACCUGAAGCAUUCGGUGAGGCCCCUCUUGAGCUAGCUCUGCGGUAUAUUAACACUCGAGGUAAUAAACAGUUUAUCGAGAUUACAUACUGCACGUAAGUGUUUUAAGCGUCCCCAUGGGCGUAUAAGCAAGUUAACUGAUUGCGCAGGGUCGACACAACAGUAGCACGAACCUUGGAGCACCAAUCCGGUCCUCAGCUGUUCAGUCACGCCGCUUUCAAAUGAGCUAACACAAGAGACUGCGUGAUGAUGCCAAAUGACUUUUAUCUGCCGAGGGAGCCUUGGGCAUCCGUCCUCGUCAUGGAAUAGUUAAGUUGGGUUUAACGCAGCAAAUGCGACAAAGGCUAUGCUACGCCAACCGUGGCCCUCCUAAAGCAGUUUCCUUCCACCUGUGAAUUGUAGCCGGUAAUGUGAAUCCGAUGCCAUAAGAAGUCCGGCUGUCAUACAGGGCGCUUUCAGUUCCUACAGAGGGGAUUUAUCUUUUCGCGUAAUUUAUUACCUGUCGCGCAAAUGUGCCAGGCCUGGCGUUAUCUUUACGACCGUUAAGCGUAUAUCGGUUCUCACGCCGGCGUAAACAGUGUGUUUCUCUCUCGAAUGUGAAUAUCUAAAUAUAAUCACUUACUUGUACAACGUGGUGCAGUUCUAGUUAGUGACGAGAACCGUGGGAACCGCUGUGAUGAACCUUAUCACGAGCCAUAGCAAUGAACUAAUCUUAUAGCCUAUAUUUUUAUUGAUGUGAAUUUACGCGAUGGACAACGAGGUAUCAAUCUUUAUUUGUUCGAUUGACAGUUAUUAGAAAGAAUGUGGCUUUCACCGUCAUCAGAUGCCUGCAGGAGUUGAUCGGCUUAAAUAAAUGAGCUGUUUUUACUUGGU